Molecule: messenger RNA, 2613 nt
Organism: Punica granatum (pomegranate)
Lineage: Eukaryota; Viridiplantae; Streptophyta; Magnoliopsida; Myrtales; Lythraceae
Source: RefSeq, a predicted model, not a curated record
UUGAAUUUUCACCCCGCGCUUUAGCGCCCUUUCUCUCUCCCUCCGCUGCUUCCCUCUCUUCUGCUUCUCUCUCUAUGAAGUUUUCUCUGCAGAUUUUUCUCUUUUUUUCGAUGGAAAUGGAGUUGAUAUCCCACAAGAGAUCGCUCCAGAGCAUGCUCACGGAGGCGACGGCGAUCCUCUUCCCUCUCCGAUCAUUUUCGCUCUCAAAUGUUGCCCAGACACGUCGCGCUGUUCCUCUUUUUUACUUUUUUUUCGAAUAAUUUUCUACUAGCUUGAACUUGAGCAUGGAGGUGAUCCUCCUCCUUGAUCGGAUUCUAGAAUCGCCGCAAUGGACUGUCUUGGUUAGCUUCUUCACGGAAUUGAGCUGAUAAUGGAACAUAAUUUAUCUGCUCAAUCUAUGAAAAUUUAAUGAACGCGUUUUGUUGAGCUUCGGCCAUGAUUAAUCAAAAAUUCCGCUUGCUAUGUCGAAUUCCGGUGCAAUCGAUAAACUCAUAGCAGAAUCACACAGUACUGUACAGUACAUUGAUGUGCCAAAGGUCAAUCGUGAUAAUAAUUAGUCUUCUAGGCUAUAGAGGGCAUUGUCCGCUGCUUGAGUUUGCCGCAUCGAGCUGUGAUGAUAGCUGCCGCAUAGAGAACCUGUGGCUUACACUUAAUCGUGCUUCUCUUGAACCUUGCAGGGGGUCGUCAAUGAUCACUUCCAGCAGCUGCAAGCGCUCAAGGAAACUGCAGGACCUGCUUAUGUGGUCCGGCAGAUCGCGGACUAUUGCAAGCUUGCAAAAUUUUAUUCGUCCGUUUAACCAAUCUAAUCAACCAAACCAUUGUUGACUUUUAUGAGUUCGACAAUUCUGCUCUUGAUCUCUAUCAAAAGACCAGCAGGUUUCCAGAUAUGUAAUUGAAGUUGCUUACUGUAGUUUCUAUAAGGUGAUUCAGGCCAUUGGGCAAUAACAUGAGGGUUGUCGUAGCUGUGAUGUUGCCCGAUCACAAAAUCUUUUACCGGUGAUGCUAGCUUACAGCUCAACCAUUUAACUGUCUGAGACAUAUGUCAAUAAAUGGAUAACUUUGGCAAUUUGUGUAGCUAUGAGAUAUUGCAUGAACUAUGAAGUACCUAUUGACAUAAAGAUCUUAAGUGCAACCGACAAUAUUCUUAAUCUUCCACGAGUACAGAACAACAACAACCGUAAAUACUCCCGCUUUUCUUGUCGUUUUGUGUCUGUCAUGCAAUUAAAGAUCAACUAUAUUUUACUAUGAGUAGACUGCUCGAGUCUAACUACCUAGAUGUGAAUUAUCUCAAGGCAUGAAAAAGUAUGGCGUUUGCAUACAUUGAGGAAACUAGUUUACUGUCUAUAUGCAUUAUUGUCUAUAUGCAUGUACAAACCUUUGAAGAAAAUUAUAUAAGGAAUUACAUUUAAUUACGGCAAUGAUGAGAAUCUCAUUAUUGUAUCAUUGAUUCUCUGUUUUAAACAAGAGUCUAAAUUGUUGGAAUGUUAAUCACUCAAGUUUGACAAACUUGUGCUUGCAUGUGCUUGGGAGUAACACUGGAUAGGAUUAGAGCUGGACUUGAAUUAUAUUACCCAAAUCCUGAUAAAAUGUAUUUUUCCUUUCUAUGGCAACAUAUCAUUGAUAAGUUUUACAUUGAGAUAUUCUGAGGUAGAUGUUGAAUCAUUCUCUAUCUCUCCCUGCUCACUUUUUCUGUAUCUUGGCAUAGUAUUAGUGCUGAGCAUGUGAGGAAGGCCUGCGUCGAACUUAUUAAAGCUACAGAAGAGAAUGAUCCGCACCACUGCUACCUCGCAUUAUAGUGGAUCAAGAAUGAAUUAUCCAAGCUGCGUCAAAGAUUUGAAAUCCUUGGGAAGAUAGAGAGGAAGAUCAUCGAGCUCGAGGCCGAGUAUGGAAAGAAAUUUGGAUCCUAACUCUAAUGGAUUGCUUCAAGACUAUGUGCAGUCACUGUUCGAUGAGGGCAUAGUUAAUGAUCAGUUCUCUCAAGUUCUGACUCUGAAGACUGAAGAUGAACCUGAUUCUGUCUUGAAGUUGAUCAAUGCAUACUUAAAUGAUGCAGAGGCGAUCUUGUCGGAGUUCCCAGAAAACAUGGAUAUUCCUGACUCUGACUUCAAAAGACUUGCUGCUCAAGCCCGUAAAAUAUCAGAGAUCAGCUUGUGCAUUGGAGCUGAGCAUAUGAAACUCGCAUGUUCUGAUCUGAUCCAGGCAUGUGAUGAGAAGCAGGGAAGAAGGUUCUUCCAGGCUGUAGGUUGGACGAAAAUGGAAUUUUCUCGAACUCGAGGCAAGCUGGAUGCACUCGUUCAGAUGGAGAAAAGAAUUUUGAGGCUCAAGAGCAAACAGAAUCGAGCUGGAUAACUUGCUUAGUUUUUACCUUGAAGAAAACAAUGGAUGAUUGAAUUGAGAUUGUUGCCAGGGUAAUGAGCAUCCUUAAAAUGUGCUCCAAAAAGAAAAAAAAAACGACUCUUUGUUAUUUUGUAAGAUAACUAGUUAAGGGUCUUGUUAGUUCAAACCAAUGAGUUACUUAUUUUUUUCUUUUGAUAAAUCAGGUAAAUUCCUCAUUAAAUAAUAAGAAUGUUAUAAUUUAAUCGGGCAACUCACUGACAGUCAAGUCAUUCGACA